GGAGGGGCCCGUGGAGGCGAAGCGAGGACGUCCAAGCGUAACGGCCGGCCGCAACUAACAAACUCCCGCCCCUGCCUUCCUCCGCCCUUUCUUCUUCUAUCCUCGAACACCUCCCCUCUCUUCCUCUAACUGCUCCUAUAUAUAUCUGCCCCAGCGCCCACGCACGACUCCAGGAGAGAGCCCACCGCACGACGGAGAGAGAGAGAGAGAGAGCGCGACAUCCCGAGAGAUGAGCAGCGGUGGCAGCAUGUCGCCGGCGCUGGCGAGGUCCAGCGGUGGCAGCAUGUCCCCGGCGAUGGCAUGGUCACCGUCAUCCAGGAGGGGGGAGCACAGGAACGGCGGCGGCCGCUUCAGGGCGGAGAUCGAGAUGGACACGGGCGUUGCCCUUCCCAGGGGCCCGGAGCUUGGGUUCGCCGCCGCCGUGCGAGAGCCGCUGGUGAGGCUGCAGCGCCCCAAGUACGACUUCGAGAGGUGGGACUGGGGCUACUUCGCAUGGCCGCACGACCGUCUCGACGCCAAUAUGGAGAUGAGGGACAGCGAUCCGAGGGCGACAUUCGAGGCGGACUCCAAGGUGACAGAGAGCUUCCUGAGCCGGAGCACACUGCAGCUAGAGGCCGGCGAAGGCUUCCCGAGCCAGAGUUCGCCGCAGCUAGAGGCGAGCGAGGGCGGCUUCACGGUCCAGAGCAUGCUGGAGCCAGAGGCCGGCCAGUGCUGCCUGUGUCAGAGCACGCUGCAGCUGGGGGCCGGCCACGGCCAGUGCUUCCUGUGUCAGAGCACGCUGCAGCUGGAGUCCGUCCACGGCCAGGGCUUCCCGAGCCAGAGCACGCUGGAGCUGGAGGCCGCCGAGGGCUUCCUAAUAAGCGAGAGCUGGCCGCAGCCGGAGGCGAGCGAGGGCUUCCCGAGUCAGAGCACGCUGCAGCUCGAGGCCGGCGAAGGCUCCCCAAGCGGCCGGAGCAUGCUGCCGGUAGAGUUCGACGACGACACGCCCCUCGGACGCUACGCGCCGUGGCGUCGGGGAUGCGCAGAGUCCAACCCGUUCCUGCUUGACCAUUGCAUGGCACCGCAAGAUCGUUGGGCAUACUAGGAGCAGGAGUGAGCCACGCCAUGACCAUAUCCCCCCUUGUCUGCAGCACACUGAGAAAGAAAGAGAUCGAGGGGUAACCUACAAGCCGGACGACGAUCUGACGACAUGAUCCCCAAAUCUGAAGAUUUUGGGUACGGUGUCUUGGCAGAGGAGAACAACCGAGGAGAUUAUUCUAUUCAACUGGCAACAGGGGAGCUAAACCAGGAGAAGCAGAAGGUCGUCGACGGGACGAUGGCGUCUGUUGAUUCGUAGGUUGAGACUUGAGAGGCUGAUGCGUCUGGCAUCAGUUUGCUGAUCGGGAUACAGUAGGGUUAGCAUCAACAAGUUUUGGUUCAAAACUGCCAGAAAGACACUCUGUAAAACUGUUAGAAAGAAACUCUGUACAGUAGAGAUAUACUCCAUACACACCCAUGUAAAGCUCCCCAGAAUUCCAUGGCUCUUCUGAACAACUGUUGUUGACUGAAUUUGUACGCAGUAU
This is a messenger RNA of Triticum aestivum (bread wheat), 1562 nucleotides long. RefSeq lists its product as uncharacterized. Lineage: Eukaryota; Viridiplantae; Streptophyta; Magnoliopsida; Poales; Poaceae. The record is from RefSeq and is a predicted model, not a curated record. The transcript has 3 exons. Bases 230 to 1084 code for a protein of 284 amino acids.